AACUCCUCUUUUCCAAAAACUAUUCUGACGAAUUGGUUUGACCGAUUUUCGUUCUCAAGAGGUGGAUCACAUCAAAUCAGGACUCCAGUGGCACAAAUUCCAACCAGGGACGCCCACUCUGGUACCACGGCGCAAAGAGAAAUGAUAAUUUCACCGCCAAUGGUUACGUCUCUGCUUCUUUUGUGCUGCUUCAUCGCGGUGCAAUGGACGAGCGCGUUUGGUCCAUCCAAGCCGACAACGAGAUGCCUGCCUUUCGCGACAACGCCGAGGUCUUGUCCGCGGCCGAUGGCAGCGAACGACGAGUCUAUCACGGAGGACGAUGACGAGAAUGAUAACAAUAUCGACGCACCCAUUGCGAACAAUCCAAAGAGCCAGAUGAUGGACUACGUCACAAUGUUCCUCGACAAAACCGCCGCGGAAGAGGACGAAGCCACCGCCGAUGACGACGACGAGAGCAAGGAGUAUGCCGCAAAAAUUGCGGACGCAACCCUGGAAGAUAUAUCCGAGGCUACCCACCUGAUUGCUAUUCCGCUGGACACCUCCCACGAGCUUCUGAUCGAACUGGAAUCCGUUCAGAGGGCUAUUUUGCACCACUGCCCGAUUUUGCUCGACGCCUGCAUCAGUGGCAGCCUAACGAGAUUGCCUCUGCUGUACAUCAAAGCCCCGGAUGCCAAUAUCAACGACAACCCCCGAAACUCGGCCAGUGUCUCCACUUCGCUGGCACGUACCAUCAAGCGCUUGGUGAAGAAACAUAUCUACACAACGGUUGCGAAGGAAGACGGAGACGACGAGGACGAGGACAACGACGAAGAUGUCGUGAACGCCGAUGGAUACCGUCCACUCACUAUGACCUUUCAGUCGUUGGAAAUCGAUGGAAGCAACAACAACAUUCUGAAUACAGUCGGAACAUUCUGUGAUGUCGAAGACACCGAUGAUGCCACGGAGGACGAUGGUGACGCUAAAAACGAUGACGAAGUAGAGGAAACACUUAACUACAACGAAAAACGAUUCAAUAAUCUUAUGAAUGACCUCCAAUCCGCCAUUGCUGCACAAGGCUGGCAAAUGGCAUUUUCGCCAGAUCCCAACAAGGCCGAAUACGUCACGGAAGACAGUUCGCAACUGUUUCGUCCACGAGUGCCCUUUAUGGAACUUCCGAAGAGUUUUGAUGAAAAUAUCAAUCGGUUCAAGAACAGCGAAAUAGAAAUCACGGACGAAAACAUGAAAUUUCUCAGGGCCGAGGAGGGAGGCAACGGAAUAUCACCCAUUUUUUGGUCCAACUGGUGGGAAGACGUCUUUGCGCGGAACGUCCGGUUGCGAGAAAUCGGGAUCUAUCCAACGAAUCCAGCGCUGGACGAUGCGGACGACGAUGCAAGCUUGAAAAUCAGGAACGAGCAGUUCUAUCUUCCUCUGGAGACUAUCACGUUGCCGGACGGAACCGACAAGAUGAUCAAGUCGGAGAAAAAGUUCCUUGACUACCACGAAAAGAGAAUGAAGGAAAAGGAGAAGGAAUUCAUGAAAGAAUUCAAGCAAUCCGAAGAAUCGGAAUCGCCACAACCUUCGGAGAAUCCCUUGUCGCCGGGAUCGUCAACACCAUCCGGCGAACCCGACAUUCUUAUGAAAAAGACGAGAAAGAGACUGGAAAACAUUUAUUUGAAAAAUGUGGGAUUCGAGGACGGCGAUGCCUUGCUGGAGCAGCUCGAGAACGAGGCGCAAAUGGACCAAGAUGACGACGAAAUAGAUCUGGGAGAGACAAAAGACACUUCGAGAGCUAGUGACGACGAUUACAUCGAAGAUUGGAUGCGGCAAAAGAUCAUGCAGGCAAAGAAUCCGUUGGUCGAAAAGGAGGAAGAAAACACCUUCGCCGAAACAAAGAGCGUUGCGGAACCAAAGGAGCCCGUCGAGGACACCAAGGAUCCCUCCGCAACCGAUCCGACCAACACCGAAAAAGAGAGCGACUACAUGGAUAGUUGGAUGAAAGAAAAGAUUAAGAACGCCGUGAACAAUCUAGAAAGCGUGAAAAGCAGAGAAUUUGUCAAGAAGGAACCAAAAUUCUCCAUCGAAGACAACCCCGUAUUCAAGGCCUAUAGGGAGGGAUCGCUUGCCGAAAAGAAACCCGCACCACCACCAGCCAAGAAGCUCGGACCCUACCCCGGAAACGAUCAUUUUGUGGGAAUCUGGAAGGUCAUGGUCAAUCCCAUGGGAGGCGAAGACAACACCAGAAGCGAAGACGGAAGCGAAAACCUGAUCCUCCGCGUGGACGGAACCACCGCUGCGGGCCCUACGCUCAACCCCGACACGAAACAGAAAGCAGCCGGCGGAACCUGGAAGAUGCUUCCGCAGGAAAACGGCGACGUGGUGCUCCGAAUCCGGCUGGUCAUUCCCCCGGAAAAGAAGCGAAUUUUGGUAAUGGAAGGACGCGCCGUCCGGGGAUCGCCGAUUGGAAUGGCCCUAGCGUCCAAGACGUUUGGCAUACCGCAGCUGGAAGAAAAGGCCAGAGAAGCUGGCCAGAACGACGAGGAUCGAUUGACGUGUUCGGGCGAGGUAAGCAACCUGGAUUGUUUGACGAACUUCUUGUGGACCGUUGCAUCGUACGAGCAACCGCCACGCUAUUUUUUCUAUCAAAGCAAACUGCUCACAGGCGUUGAUAUAUUUUUUUUUUUUUUUCGUCCGGCAUUGCAUUGCUCUGGCACAACCACGAAUCGAUUGCUGUGUAGGCUUGGAUCGAAGAUGCCGUUACAAAGAAGAACAGAAUACGAGCCGAAAAUUUCUACAUCGAAAAAUUGACGGGGGGAAAAGACCCAGAAAACUACACGAUUACGAUUCCAAAGACGCUUCGAAGGCUCGAUUAGCUUUUCUAUAGACAAAGCGA
Molecule: messenger RNA, 2869 nt
Organism: Pseudo-nitzschia multistriata
Lineage: Eukaryota; Bacillariophyta; Bacillariophyceae; Bacillariales; Bacillariaceae
Source: the annotation of a GenBank genome assembly